GCGAACUAAUUUUCUUCGACAGCGCCGUUUUAUUAGAGAUAAUUCUAAUCCUACAGAGCUACCUAACACAGUGUAUGUAUCCAGUUCAAUUAUAAUGAAUAAUAAGAAGUUUUUGUUCAAUGUACACGUUUUUGUAGAUUCGUUGCGAAUUUCCGCUUGAACAAGGACGCAUUUAUGUAUGUCCUGGAUAAAAUAAAAGACAAAUUUCAUUGUCGGAUGUCGUCUUCCAUAACGCCCAUAUUAAAAUUGUGUGCCGCACUCAGAUUUUUUGCACAUGGCAGUUACCAACAAGCUAUAGGGAAUGAAUUUCAGUUGGGACUUGCUCAACCAACAGUUUCCCUUAUUUUAAAGGAGAUCAUACCCAUUUUGGAAAAUGAAAUUUGUCGUACCCAUAUAAGCGUAGAUAUGAGUGAAGAAGAAAAGCAGCAGGCAAGGAGCAAAUUUUAUUCAAGAUCGGGAAUACCAAAUGUAAUAGGCUGCAUCGAUGGAACCCAUAUUGCGAUUUAUAUCACAAACAAACACCUCUAUCUAAACAGAAAAGGAUUUUUUAGCAUAAAUGCAAUGAUUGCUUGUGAUCAUGAUAUGAAUAUCCGUUUUGUGGAUGCUAGAUAUGCUGGUUCUACACACGAUUCGUUCGUAUGGAACAAUAGUUCUCUAAAGGCAUGUUUAGAGGCAGCGCAUCAAAAUGGAGAUCAGAACUCUAUUUAUUUAGGUGACUCCGGAUACCCACUAAGCCCUUAUUUAUUAACACCUUUCCGUCAUGCAGAAUCCGGAACUAGGGAGUCAAUUUUUAAUAAGAAGCACGCGAAAGCGAGAAAUGUUGUUGAACGUACGAUUGGAGUUCUGAAAUGCCGUUUCAGAUGUCUUCUGAGUGAUAGAAAAAUGCGCUACGAUCCUGCUAAAGUAACAUCUGUGAUCCGGAAGAGGCUGAAACCUUCUUUGAUGCCGUUGUACCAUUGGAACCAAUUAAUGAAAAUGGCAAUGGUUCACCAGGAGAGCGCCGCAGAAGACAAAUUGCUGAUGCUUUGAUGUAAAUGAAACUAUACCGACUUCAGUGAAUAAUAUAUUGUAUUCUUUUAUUUUAUUCAAUACUUUGAAAUUCAAUAUUACAUAGAUAAUAAAUAUAUAAAAAUUACAAAAACUACAUGCUUUUAAAUUAAAUUAAAAAAAUCACAGAUUCAAUUCCGUCACUUACAAUAAUAAAGUAAAAAUAAAUUCAUCACAUGUUUUCUUAAAAAAAUCACAGAUUCAAUUCCGUCACUUACAAUAAUAAAGUAAAAAUAAAUUCAUCACAUGGUUAAAAUAUGAAAUAAAAAAAAAUUCAUCACAUUCUUAUGAAAUAAACUAUAAACUAAAUUCAAUCUAUUUACAAGCACCCUAUUUUUUUUGCAUUUUUAAUUUUAAAAUUUGUAGUUUUAUUUCCAUCUUUUCUUUAUGU
Messenger RNA from Bactrocera dorsalis (oriental fruit fly), 1438 nucleotides. Its product is annotated as putative nuclease HARBI1. Lineage: Eukaryota; Metazoa; Arthropoda; Insecta; Diptera; Tephritidae. The transcript has 3 exons. The record is from RefSeq and is a predicted model, not a curated record. Bases 175 to 1029 code for a protein of 284 amino acids.